AUGGCGCAAGUACCGGUGCAGACGAUCCAUAGGGAUCCCCAGUUAUUCUACUGGAUCCUGUUCCCCAUCACAAUCGUCAUGAUUCUCACCGGCGUCCUCCGGCACUAUGCAACCGUCUUGAUGGCCUCUACGCCGAAGAAGCUCGAUCGAAAGACACUGCGCGAGCAGCGGGCGCUGCUCCACGGCAUCAACGUGCGUGGGAACUACCACGUGCUGUCUAAGCCCUCCUUCACGGCGCGGCGCGAUGCUCUGAUCAUCGCCUACGAAUCGGGCGCCUACCUGAAAGACCCGAAUGCGCGGGGCCAGCCGCCGGCGAAUCCAAUGAGCGACCCAAACGCCAUGGAGGGCAUGAUGGGCAUGAUGAAGAAUCAGAUGGCCAUGAUCAUUCCGAAUACCCUCAUCAUGAGCUGGGUGAAUGCGUUCUUCAGUGGCUACGUAAUCAUGAAACUCCCGUUCCCACUUACCGUCAAGUUCAAGAGCAUGCUCCAGGCAGGCGUAGCCACCAGGGACAUGGACCCUCGGUGGAUGUCCAGCAUCAGCUGGUACUUUCUCUGCAUCUUCGGUCUGCAGUCUGUCUUCAAUUUCCUGCUCGGGAGCGACAACGCCGCAAACCAAAUGACCCAACAGAUGACCCAGAUGGGCCCACAAGGUGGGCAGAUGUUCGGUCCCGGCGUCGAUCCCAACAAACAGUUCCUCGCCGAGGCGGAGAACCUGGCCGUCAUCGAGCACCACUCCGUCUUGGACGGUGUGGAGCAGCGUCUUUUGGAGGCUGUCAAGGUGUAA
Molecule: messenger RNA, 783 nt
Organism: Chaetomium strumarium
Lineage: Eukaryota; Fungi; Ascomycota; Sordariomycetes; Sordariales; Chaetomiaceae
Product: integral membrane protein DUF106-domain-containing protein
Exons: 5
Coding region: 1-783 (260 amino acids)
Biological process (GO): protein folding in endoplasmic reticulum
Cellular component (GO): EMC complex; membrane
Source: RefSeq, a predicted model, not a curated record